Molecule: messenger RNA, 1515 nt
Organism: Linnemannia hyalina
Lineage: Eukaryota; Fungi; Mortierellomycota; Mortierellomycetes; Mortierellales; Mortierellaceae
Source: the annotation of a GenBank genome assembly
AUGGCCAACCCAGCAUCCAGCACUAAUCCUCUUCAGGACGUGCACCUCCCGGCUGAAGUUAUACACCAGAUCGGUCAAUCGUUGGACGGACCGUCGCUGUACAGCGCAUUGAGGGUUUCACAGCGAUGGAAAGCGGCGCUGUCUCUCAACCUGUGGACCCGGAUUUCAGCUUUGCAAGUUCAGCACAAAGAGUUGUACCCAAACCAGGUACCUUCCAGCAAUCGUGACCUCUCCAUGAGCUGCCUCGGAAAUAUCUUGAGAAUGACCAAGAGAGUCAAGGAGUUGGUGAUUCAAACAAGAGGCACGGAGAGCUUCAUCGAGGUGCUUCAGGCUAUCCGGGCGAUGGAGAGGCUUCAAGUUCUGGAGCUGCAAUUCCCUCACAGCCAGACCCUCUUACCCUUGUCGCCACUCUUUGAAUGCUUUUCAAAGCUUCGAGAGUUGCAUCUCCGAGGCAAGUGGUAUGGACUGCAAUGGCAGACGGGAUACACAGAACUUGGAGUUGAUCAGAGGACAGAGGUCGCGGAUGGCGGAGAGAAGGGAGAGGGCAGUUGGCAGGUCAGGACGCUCACGGUUUGCCGGGCCGACAUAGGCAUCGCGGAAUUGUGCCCCAACUUGGAGUCAAUUUUGAUCGAACAUGUCCCGCAGGAUUAUGUCCAAGAUGAACUCCCAACGUUCCAAGUUCUCGCUGACUGCAUCACCCUGAAGGCGCUCGAAUUUUGCCCUUUGGUGGAUGAAGCGGACAUGGCAAACUUGGAAACGUUCAUGGGCAGUUUCGCGGCGGUCGAAACGUUGAUUGGCUUUCCGUUGUGGUGGUCAACGCAAGCUGAGAUGCUGACGACAGGUCAAGAGCAAAUCCCUGAGGCCGAGCUGGAAGAGGAAGACGAAGAGGAUGAAGAGGACGGUGAUGCAGAUGCAGAUGCUGAAGACAAUGAGACGGAAGGAAUUGCCGGACCCUUCAUUGUCCUCAGCAAUUCCUUUGCCAUGCCCAAGCUCAAGGAACUCGAGGUGACCGCCUCCGCUCUCACGUUGGAUCAGGAAGAGCGCUUUGCAUCUCGGUUGUUUUUCCAACGACCCAUGCUUGAGCGGCUGCUACUUCCGAAUGGGAUGCAUAUACCCCUGGAAUCAUUGCUGCAAGCCGAUUGGGUUUGCACCAACCUGACUGAGCUUCAACUGGGAAUCUUCCCUCCAGAAGAAGAGGAUGACUUUGACAAUAUGUGGCGGAGCUUUUUCUUGCGAAUCGGCAGACUGGCCCACAUCACCAUUCUGCACAUCACCACCACCGACAUGGCCAAGGAGCAGGACUGCCUGGCAGGACUCAGACAUGCCCGAAACUUAAGGGAGCUCACUCUUUUGGAUGAGGGUCUGUGGGCGCGCGCAGAGCUCCGCAGUCUUUUGACUGCGACACCGGCAUUGCAGAAACUAAUGUUGUCUUCCUUGUCAGCGUCUGAGCACUCGGAAGUUUUGGAAUGGAUGCACGAGAUCGGCAAGGCACAUAUCUUGGCCAACCAACCUUAA